CUCCGCCGUCACACUGGACCACGCAGCUCGCCAACCGUUCAGACACAUGACAGUUCCGCCUGCUACCGAUUAUAGUUUGGACUUCACUCCGCCUCCACCGGUGGAUCCGUCUAUCCGCCGUCUGCUCCGUCCCCAGCCAGUGGCUUCCGCCGAAGAAGACGAGUUCAGAGGCCACUCCAAAGCCAUCCAGCGCGCCCAGCAGAUCGACCAAACUCGUUAUGCGAAGCUCGAGGCGGACAUUGGCGAUACUGGCUAUCUUCCGUGGAUCCUUGCUGCGUGGGAAGAUGAAAAGGUCCUGAAUAGCGCUUCGGUCAAACAUAUGACUUGGGAGCAUUGGGUGCGGGGCUGCGACUACGCCCUCGCCGGCACGGUUCCAGAGGUGCUCAACAUUCUAGCAAAGAGGGUCAAUCUUGCCAAGACACUUCGCACCGACAAGCCUCUGGCGUCUACCCUUAAGGAUUACGGAGUGGGGGCGGCCAAGGAGUUUCCCAGCAUCUACGUCCGGCAGCUCGUGGUCGGCCCAGACCAGGACGAUAUAACGGUCGAGCAGGCCAGAGAUAUCGCCUUGUACAUCAGGCAGUACGCGAGCGCCGAGCCCUCCAAAGCAGAGGAGGCCUACAUAAUCGACAAGAAGCUGCGUCCAGACUGGACACGCGAACUGUCAGAAGACGGUGUUCGUGUUCUGACACACGACAAGAAUGGUAUGCCUUCAGCAUACAAGAAAAGCGUUCUGCAGACAUUCGGCGAGAACAUCGAGAAGGCGGCUGACCAUGCGGAGGCCCUUAACCACACCCAUAUCCCGACCAUGUACUACGUGGGAUACGCCCACAAGGCCGCGGAACGAGCUGACCAGCAUGCCAAGAAAACUCUGGGUACAGACGCACUGUUCAACUUGACCGAGUAUCUGCUUGAAGAAUGGGGCCAUCAUCCUGCGGCAGUGAUGCAGCCUGUUUGUCUCUUGCUCACACAUACGUAUGCUGACGUGGCCGAAAUGUUUCUCUGUCGUCUGAGCCAGGGCUACUACUAUGCUGGUGGCUACAACCAGGCUCCGUGUGGUAACAUCAGCAGCGUGUGGGCGAUUACCAAGGACCAGUGGGCGGAAUUUCGGAUGAAGCACAAUACGAGAUUCAAGUACAGGGAGAAGAUGGAAGAGGAGCUCGUGAAGCGCAAGGCUUUUCAGAGGAGGGACUUCGACGCUGAGACCGACCGACUCGCUACCGAGAUAGAGAAGCUCGAGGCGGACGAACGCAAGUUGAUUGAGACUCACCGUAAGCUCGAGAAUGAGCUGGAUAUUGACCACAUGAAGAACGACCCCUUCUUGAGUCAGUUUGUCGCCGAUUGGGAGAAGCUGGACGCUUUCGUCAAGAGCUCUCCUCUGUACCACAGGUAGAGUCGUACACAUCACAAUGCUCCCAUGAUGACCGCGGACAAAUCGGUGCCAGCUUGUCGGAGUCUAGGUAUCUGGAGAUAUUUGCAAGUAGCGUAGAAGCUAGCUCAAAAGCCUCCACAUGAAACAAGUUUUGAAA
Messenger RNA from Boeremia exigua, 1526 nucleotides. RefSeq lists its product as uncharacterized. NCBI's taxonomy places the organism in Eukaryota, Fungi, Ascomycota, Dothideomycetes, Pleosporales, Didymellaceae. The transcript has a single exon. The coding region runs from base 47 to 1390 and encodes 447 amino acids. The record is from RefSeq and is a predicted model, not a curated record.